AUGGCCGCGCGGCGCUGCGCUGAAGCGUGGCGCUGCGGCUGGCAGCGUCGGUGCUGGCUGGCGCCGGGCGGUAACUAUGUGAGCUGGGUCCGUGGCCGCCGAUUGCGCCGCAUCCUGGCCAGAUUUGGUGGAAAGAAGCCCCAACACCAUCCGCUCAUCGCCAAGCACGUCAAGAGAUCUGCCCAGCCACUUCACACGGACUGUAUUGGUUCUAUUGAUGGGACUCACAUACCAAUGAUACUUCCACUAGAUCAACAGGAACCAUAUCGAAACAGGAAGCAAACACUAUCUCAGAAUGUUAUGUUGGCAUGUGACUUUGACCUAAAAUUUGUACAUGUACAUGCUGGCUGGGAGGGAUCAGCUUCAGAUGCAAGAGUUCUACAAGAUGCACUUAACCAUGGUGGUUUUGAAAUACCUCCUGGUAAUUUUUUUCUUGUAGAUGCUGGUUAUGCAAACACAACUCAGUUUAUUUCCCCGUAUCGUGGGACAAUAUAUCAUCUGCAGGAACAAGGAAGAGCUAGACAAAAGCCACGCGAUUACAAAGAGUUGUUCAAUCUUCGACAUGCGCAGCUAAGAAACCAUAUUGAGAGAGCUAUUGGAAUAUUAAAAAUGAGAUUUCCUAUCCUAAGGACUGGUUCACACUACCCAGUUAACAAACAAGUUGACAUAUCGGUUGCUUGUUGUGUUUUACACAACUUCAUACGCCUACACAAUGGAGAUAUGUCGUGGCCAAAUAAUUCAAAUGCAGAGAUUGAUCCAGACCAGAUUGUUGAUGUACCAAAUGGAGACCAGAACUACAAUGGUGAUAUACGUGCAUUUAAUAAUUCCAGAGAAGCUGGAAAUCAGAAGCGAAAUGACAUAGCACAGCGGAUGUGGGAUCAUUACAUAGCGCGAAGGACUUAA
Miscanthus lutarioriparius is the source of this 903-nucleotide messenger RNA. The record is from the annotation of a GenBank genome assembly. Lineage: Eukaryota; Viridiplantae; Streptophyta; Magnoliopsida; Poales; Poaceae.